AGAACAUUAAGGUUAGCAAAAACCCUUGUUGAUGACAGUUGCUAAAUUUUCAUGUACUUAAUUGUCGCAGUAGCGUAUUUGUUGUGAUCGUGUUGGAGUUAUCACCGAACUUUUCUCUGAAGAACUCUGAAUUGGCAAUAGAAAGGAUGAAGGUGAUAACCUGUGAAAUCGCCUGGCACAACAAGGAGCCCGUCUACAGUUUAGAUUUCCAGAGGAACCCUGAGGCCAGGAUAGACCGGCUGGCCACCGCUGGCGUCGACACAACAGUUAGGAUAUGGCGAGUAGACAAAGGUCCAGAUGGGAAGGCUGUUGUGGAGUUCCUGUCCAAUUUGGCUCGCCACACUAAAGCAGUAAACGUGGUCCGCUUCUGCCCCAACAAAGAACUCCUGGCGUCUGGAGGAGAUGACGGCGUCAUCCUGCUGUGGAAGCUGAAUGACGCCAAGGAGUCUGAGCCGGCUUCAGCCUUCUACGAGGAAGACGAUGCAAAGCUCAACAAGGAGAGCUGGAAUGUUCUAAAGACUCUGAGGGGUCAUAUUGAGGAUGUUUAUGACAUAUCCUGGACUAAAGAUGGAAACUUUUUGGUGUCUGGUUCUGUGGACAACACCGCCAUCAUGUGGGACGUGACCAAGGGUCAGAAGCUGUGCAUCUUCAAUGACCACAAAAGCUAUGUGCAGGGUGUGACCUGGGAUCCUUUGGGACAGUAUAUUUGCACAUUAAGUUGUGACAGAGUGUUGCGUGUGUUUAAUACCCACCUGAAAAAGAGGGCCUUUAGCAUCAGCAAGAUGGCCUCUAGCUCUGCAGCAGAGGGAGAGGUGAAGAAUUACAGGAUGUUUCAUGACGACAGCAUGAAGUCCUUCUUCAGACGGUUAACCUUCACGCCAGAUGGCUCCUUCCUCCUGGCCCCUGCGGGAUGUGUGGAAGCUGGAGAGAAUGUCACCAAUACCACAUAUGUGUUUUCCAGGAAAAGCUUCAAAAGGCCGGUAGCACAUCUGCCCAGUCCUGGUAAGGCCACGCUAGCCGUGCGCUGUUGCCCUGUCUACUUUGAACUGCGAACAAAGAAGGGAGAAGAUGGUGAGGUCAAGCCCUUGCCAAACACCCUCCAGCUGCCGUACCGCGUGGUGUUUGCUGUGGCAUCGGAAGACUCCCUCUUCUUCUACGACUCCCAGCAGACUCUCCCGUUUGGCUACGUCUCCAACAUACACUAUCAUACACUCAGCGACCUCAGCUGGUCCAAAGAUGGCUUAAUCCUGUCUGUGUCAUCGACGGACGGCUACUGCUCUUUUGUCACGUUUGCAGAGGGCGAGCUCGGAAGCCCUCUCAAAGAGCCUCCCGUCCUUAAGAUCCCCACGCCCGGCUCCGCCCAGGAGAAGAAGGGCCGGAGGACCUCCAAUGGCAGGACGGCGUCGCCUGUGCCCCGCACUCCCAUCACCCCUGGCAGUCAUGAGAAGGACAAAGCGGCCGCUGUCUCCCCCUCUGCCGGCACCACCAUGGCCUCCCCGCCACCGGUCAAACUCAGCCGCGCCGAGGAGAGGAAGACGCCGCAGAACCCGCAGGCGAAGUCGCAGCCUCGCCGUAUCACCCUCAACACGCUGACGACCGCCUGGAGCAAACCCAGCACCCCCAAAAACACCGGCAGCACCCCUAGCUCAGCCCCCGCCACCCCGGCUGCCUCUGCCUCCGCCGCGAGCACUGCUGCUACAACACCCCUCACAAAAACCCCCGGCACCCCUAAAACCCCCGUCCCCAAUGCCCCUGCAGUGUCUGCGACAAGCACCCUGGCAUCAGCAACACCGAGCACCCCCAAAACUACCCCAUCCACCCCCUGCAACAACAAGGGCUCCUCUGCUCCCUCCACCCCCCUGGGACUGACAAACCAGCAGCAGAAGAGCAGCUCUGCCAAGGGUCCUACUCCCAGGCGUAUUUCUCUGACCUCAGUCAUGCUGCGAUCACCUGCUCCCUCUCAGAGUUCCAUCGCACCCUCCUCCACUGAAAAGGCCAAACACGAGAGACCAUCCCCUUCCAGUGACCCUCUCUGCAACCCUCCGGAGUCCAAGCGUCCAAAGACGGACUCUCCCCAGCCAAAGGCAUCCAGUGCCCCUGAACCUGAAGCGGGCCCUGCCCCUGCUCUUGUCCAGGGAGACCCCAGCACGGGCUGAGACCGGCUGGAGACCUCUGGAUCUGUGUACCUCAUGCUCCCACUCAGACUCAACAAUGCCACCAUUUGCCCUCUUCUAAGAGUGCCCAUGUAUUUGCAUGUGCGCUUACAUAAAAGUACUGUAUCCGAAUCCUUUUAAGUGGAGAAGUGAAGAAAGGGUUUAAAAUGUCAAGCAACGAUCAACGAUUAUGUUGAUGUGGGACUAACACACACACAUACAGACACGUGCGGAGCACCAUUAUUACGGUCUACAUUCUAAUGUUAAAGCUGUUAAACUGUUUGCUCUUUUGUUUUUUCUUUUGUAAGGUAGCAUUUUGUAUAUAUUAUAAUAUCUAUGUGCUCACAAUACUUGGUAAUGUCUACACACAAAAAAAGAAAGAUUUCUUUUUCAUGUAAUGUGGUCCCCUUUUCACUGUCUUCUCAUCUUUAAAACACAUGCAACAUUCUAAAAUCUAAGCAGUUUAUCUGGACUUUUCAGCUUAUCUGAAUUUUUAUUUUUUGAUAUUCUGCAAAGUGAUAUAAAAGAAUUUUCAAAAUA
Messenger RNA from Alosa sapidissima (American shad), 2693 nucleotides. It is a transcript of the gene chaf1b, whose product is annotated as chromatin assembly factor 1, subunit B. Bases 147 to 2156 code for a protein of 669 amino acids. The transcript is spliced from 14 exons. Gene Ontology annotation, biological process: DNA replication-dependent chromatin assembly; nucleosome assembly. NCBI's taxonomy places the organism in Eukaryota, Metazoa, Chordata, Actinopteri, Clupeiformes, Clupeidae. The record is from RefSeq and is a predicted model, not a curated record. Gene Ontology annotation, molecular function: protein binding. Gene Ontology annotation, cellular component: nucleus; CAF-1 complex.